CAUAAACCAAAAUGGAGGCCAUAACGUUGUAAGCGUCUUUUUUAUUAUUAUUAUUAUGGUUCAGCCGUACUUGAAAUAACGCCAUGCAUUUUACCUUUGAACGAGGGAAUGCCACUAAAUUUGACCUGUGUUUUAAGAAGUGGGACAGUUGAAGGUUCUGUCAGCUUUGUGAGACAUAAGCAACCCAGAGUGCAGUGUGCUGCGGAUUUCGGCCAGUGCCACCCACUGGAGCCAGGCUACGAGGUCUAUGGAAUUGAUGGCAAGUCUGCCGUGAUGGUCAUUACAAACUUUACCACCAGUAAAGAUGCUGCAGUGUGGACUUGUAUUGACGGGUCACCUCCACCGACAGUACCAGGUUGUAACAUUUCUAUAGCACUACCAGAAACUAAUACUGAUAGUCCAGAACAUAGCGGGUCUGCCCUAAGUCCAGGUAUUAUAGCGGGAAUUGUGAUCGGUCUUCUACUUGUUGUAACAAUCUCUGUGGGCUGGAUACUUUACAAGAGGAAAAUUAAAAAAGAAGGUGGUGCCAGACAGAACGAAGAAACUAACCCAAACGAAAAUGAGGUUGACAAGCCCACCUUCACGAAUAUCCCCAACACGGAAGACGAAAUGAAGAUAUAAACCCUACUUCAUAGUUUCUCUUUUCGUAUGAAACCUUAUCACUUAACAAGCUUAGAUUAAAUUAACAUGGUUUUCGA
Gigantopelta aegis is the source of this 698-nucleotide messenger RNA. RefSeq lists its product as uncharacterized. Lineage: Eukaryota; Metazoa; Mollusca; Gastropoda; Neomphalida; Peltospiridae. Bases 109 to 621 code for a protein of 170 amino acids. The record is from RefSeq and is a predicted model, not a curated record. The transcript has 4 exons.